ACUGCUAAUGAUGUCCUGGCUAUGCAGAGUAAUUAACAUCUCUUUCUGUAUUUGAACAUUCAGGCAGCGUGCCCCGCCAGACACCGCUGUGCUCACAUCCGGCCCCUCGGGAGCUCCUGCCCUGUUGCUAAUUGUGGAGAGCUGUCCAGAGUCCUUGUCCACGCGAUCCUGCCGUGCUCUCUCCUGCCCUGCUCCCUCCUGCCCUGCUCCCAGGGUGCUGUUCCUGCUCUGAUGCCAGCUCACAGCACAGCGCUGAGCAGCAGCCACCGGCAGAGAGAGUGAGGCCAAUGCUGGGCACAGAAUUAUAAAGUCACAGCCAAAGGCUCUGAAACCACGAGUGAGGAAUCUGAGCUAACCCAAAAGCAGACUCGUCGUGUCUCCAGACAGGACCAAGCUCCAGCUGGAUGCCUGGGAAGCACAGAGCCUUCUGCCAGCUGGAGUUCGAGUGGAUGCUGAUGGAGUGACGUGAGCUGCUCCUGCCAGGCUUGGUGUGCUCCCAGUGCUCCUGCAGACACCUCCUAGCAUGGUCCCCGUGCCAGGCUGCUCCGCGGGUGCCAGCAGUGCCCGCCCGGCUCCAGGGACACCAGGCUGACCCCACACCCCUGGCACCGCACCCGCCGAGCAGGAACCGUCUGGGUGCUUCUGGAGCAGCUGGUCGAUAGAUCUGCUCUUGGAAAGGCUGGCACAGCCUCAGACAGGACGAUCUGCUGUUUACCAAGCAACACUCUGCUGCUUUGGACACCUCUUCCUCUGCCUGCAUGCUUACGAAGAGUCAGUGCUGGGCUUUAAAUGCAGCUCAGCCCAACUCAGCUGCUGUAUAUGAGUUUCUUCUGUGUUAAAGUUGGGCCAGAACCAGUUUCAAGGCAGCUGAAAGAAGAACCGACCUCCCUUCCUCCAGCGUGUCGGGAUCUUUCCAGCAGCCCAUGCCGCAGCACCUCGCCCGUCCCCCCCGAGCUGCCCAUGCCACUGGCCUGGACCUAACCUAGGCUGGGUGUCGGCUUGGCCGGGCAGGGGCACCAUGGGGAGCUCUGCCUCAUCGCUGGCCGCGGAGACGGAGUCGGACCAUGGCUUCGGUAGCACCCCCUACCCGGGGCACCCGGCCGUGGGCUGGUAUAGGAGCAGCCACGGCGGCCCCGUGUGGGAGAGUGCCCUUAUAACGCGGCAGCAGCAGCACCUCCAGCACCGGGUGCGAAGCCACUCCCACUCUCCCGGCUCCAUGGCUGCCGUCCGUGAGUGGUCCUGCACCCGCUGCACCUUCCUGAACCCCGUGGGCCAGCGGCAGUGCUCCAUCUGCGAAGCCCCUCGGCAGAAACCCGACCUCAACCACAUCCUGCGGCUCAGCGUGGAGGAACAGAAAUGGGCCUGUGCCCGCUGCACCUUCAGGAACUUUCUGGGCAAGGAGACGUGCGAGGUGUGUGGCUUCACCCCGGAGCCAGGGCCCAGCGGCUCCCCCUUGCCCGUCAUCAACGGCAUCUUGCCCAAGCCCGCUGUGCUCGUGGAGCCCAAGGGCACGUCCAAGGAGGAGGCUGCCAAGGCGGAAAGCGGCAGCGAGGACUCGGAGGGGAAGAGCCCCGACGAAGCGGAGCUGGAGAGCGGCUGGGCCUGCCAGCGCUGCACGCUGCACAACACGCCCGUGGCCAACUCCUGCUCCGCCUGCGGGGGCCCACGCAAGCUCUCCCUGCCCAAGAUCCCCCCAGAGGCGCUGGUCGUCCCUGAAGUCAUCACCCCGGCCGGGUUUCACAUGGCCCCCUCCACCCCGCAGCCUUCGGUCUCUGCAGAGGUCUCCGAUGGUGACGCCGCAGCCGCCCAGGGCCCCGUGGCUAUGGAGCAGGAGGCACAGAAGAUACCAGCCUUCAGCCCCUUCUCCCCGGGGCUCCAGAACAACCCCGUGCCCCGAAGCCGGCGGGAGGUGCCCCCCCAGCUGCAGAUGCCUGGCCCCGAAGCCCCCCAGCCUGCGGCCCCGAGCGCCGCGGGGCAGAAGGGCUCUCCCCAGGGCCAGGCCAGGGCUGCCCCCGCCGCCCGCUUCCCGGAGCUGCUGUCCAACAAGCGACUGAGCGUGCUGGAGGAGGAGAUGGAGGUCAGCCCGUCCCACUGGAAGUGCAGCUCCUGCUCCCUGCUCAACUCCGCCGGGGCCGGCAAGUGCGAGGUUUGCAGCGCCCAGAAAGGCAGCGACACCAUCAACGUGGUGGGCGACUCGGUGAGGUUCACCCCGUGCAGCCCCUCCAGCCCCGACUUCACCACCUGGUCCUGCUCCAAGUGCACCCUCAAGAACCCCACCCAGGCCCAGAAGUGCAAGGUGUGCGGCUCUUCCAAGCUGCACGGCUUCCAGGAGCACGGCCCGCCGAGCGAGCCGGCCCCGCGCUGCCCCGACUGCGGCGACAGGGGCGGCUGUUCCUGCGGCUCCAAAGCCCCGUCUGCCCGCAAGGUCGCCCGGCUCUUCCCGGCCCCGCUGCCCGGCGGGCAGGACAGGCCGGGCCAGUGGGCCUGUCCCGCCUGCACCCUGCUCAACGAGGGCAAGGCCAAGCACUGCGCGGCCUGCCACACCCCCCAGCAGUACAUCACCCAGCGCAAGGGCCUCAAGCCCCUCAAGAGGAGGGAGAGCAUGCACGUGGAGAAGAGGCGCCAGACGGACGAGGGGGAGGCCAAAGCCCUGUGGGAAAACAUCGUGACCUUCUGCCGGGAGAACAAAGUGAAUUUUGUCGAUGACAGUUUCCCCCCCGGGCCCAAGUCCGUGGGGUUCCCAGAAGGUGACAGCGUGCAGCAGCGGGUCAAGCAGUGGCUGCGGCCCCACGAAAUCAACUGUAGCAUCUUCAAGGACCGGUCGGUGAAGUGGUCGGUGUUCCGGACGCCCAGGCCCUCGGACAUCCUGCAGGGCCUGCUGGGGAACUGCUGGUUCCUGAGCGCCCUGGCCGUGCUGGCCGAGCGGCCCGAGCUGGUGGAGAGGGUGAUGAUCACCAGGACUCUGUGCUCCGAGGGCGCCUACCAGGUGCGGCUGUGCAAGGACGGCACCUGGACCACGGUGCUGGUGGAUGACAUGCUGCCCUGUGACGAGUGCGGAUACCUGCUCUUCUCCCAGGCCCAGAGGAAGCAGCUGUGGGUCGCCCUCAUCGAGAAGGCGCUGGCCAAGCUGCACGGUUCGUACUUCGCCCUCCAGGCCGGGCGUGCCAUCGAGGGCCUGGCCACGCUCACGGGGGCUCCCUGCGAGAGCCUGAUGCUGCAGGUCAGCUCCACUAACCCUCGUGAGGAGCCCAUUGACACUGACCUCAUCUGGGCCAAAAUGCUGAGUUCUAAGGAGGCUGGGUUCCUCAUGGGCGCGUCCUGUGGCGGAGGCAACAUGAAGGUGGAUGACGUGGCCUACGAGAGCAUGGGGCUGCGGCCUCGGCACGCCUACUCCAUCCUGGACGUGAGGGACGUCCAGGGCUUCAGGUUACUGCGGCUCCGGAAUCCCUGGGGCCGCUUCUCCUGGAACGGCAGCUGGUCCGACGAGUGGCCGCACUGGCCGGCGCCCCUGCGCCACGACCUGAUGCCCCACGGCAGCAGCGAGGGCGUCUUCUGGAUGGAGUACAGCGACUUCAUCAAGUAUUUUGACUCCGUGGAUAUCUGCAAGCUCCAUUCAGACUGGCAUGAGGUGCGUGUGCAGGGCAUGUUCCCCAACAAGGCCAGCGGGCCGGUGACAGUGACGUCGCUGACAGUGUUGGAACGUGCAGCCCUGGAGUUUGCCCUCUUCCAGGAGGGCAGCAGGCGGUCAGACACGGUGGACAGCCACCUGCUGGAUCUGUGCAUCAUGGUUUUCCGGGCCACCUUCACCAGUGGGAACAAGCUGAGCCUGGGCCGGCUCAUGGCCCACAGCAAACGAGCGGUCAAGAAGUUCGUCAACUGCGACGUGAUGCUGGAGCCGGGCGAGUACGCCGUGGUGUGCUGUGCCUUCAACCACUGGAGCGCUGCCCUGGCUGGCCCUGCCACCCAGGCUUCCAGUCCCACCAGCAGCCGACCGGCCACUGAUUAUUCCAGCUACAUCCUGGCCAUCUACAGCUCCCGCCUGGUGAUGGUGGAGCAGGUGGAGGCACAGCCCACCACGCUGGCAGAUGCCAUCAUCCUGCUGACUGAGAACAAGGGCGAGCGCCACGAGGGCCGUGAAGGGAUGACCUGCUACUACCUGACACAUGGCUGGGCAGGGCUCAUCGUGGUGGUGGAGAACCGGCACCCCAAGUCCUACCUGCACGUCCAGUGCGACUGCACCGACAGCUUCAACGUGGUGUCCACGCGCGGCAGCCUCAAGACACAGGACAGCGUCCCCCCCCUGCACAGGCAGGUGCUGGUGAUCCUGUCCCAGCUGGAGGGUAAUGCCGGGUUCUCCAUCACGCACCGCCUGGCACACCGCAAAGCCACCCAGGCCUUCCUCAAUGACUGGAUGCUGACCAAGGGCACCCACAACCCGCACCUCACGCCCGAGGUGGCGGGGCUGCACGGCCCCCGGCCCCUAUGACAAAGCGCCUCCCCCUCCUCCCCCGGCUCCCCCGUCACUGUCCCUGAGCCCCUGGCCCGGGUGCCCCCCCGAGCCGGCAGUGCUGAGCCAGGGGCAGAGCUGGGGGGUCCCUCCCAGCACUUUGUCCCCCCAGCUCU
Messenger RNA from Empidonax traillii (willow flycatcher), 4623 nucleotides. It is a transcript of the gene CAPN15, whose product is annotated as calpain 15. Gene Ontology annotation, cellular component: cytoplasm. The record is from RefSeq and is a predicted model, not a curated record. Gene Ontology annotation, molecular function: calcium-dependent cysteine-type endopeptidase activity. Lineage: Eukaryota; Metazoa; Chordata; Aves; Passeriformes; Tyrannidae. The coding region runs from base 1019 to 4486 and encodes 1155 amino acids. The transcript is spliced from 17 exons. Gene Ontology annotation, biological process: proteolysis.